AUGUCCGCAUCUCUACCGGGAAGCCGGGAUUUGCCCGCCUCUCAGUACGAUCUUAGCACGUACUGGGGUCGAGUGCGACACUCCGCAGAUCUUGCGGAUCCAAGGACGCUUUUCGUCUCGUCCUCUGGUCUCGAACAUGCAAAGGCAAUGGUAUCUUCGUAUAAGACUGGGGGGCUCAAGUCAAUGACGCCAGACAUCUGGAAGGCGAAGAAGAUUGUGGAUUCCACGCUCCACCCUGACACUGGAGAACCAGUCUUUCUCCCCUUCCGCAUGUCGUGUUUCGUCAUUUCUAACUUGGUCGUUACGGCCGGUAUGCUUCAACCUGGACUGCAGACGACUGGCACUCUCCUCUGGCAAAUCGCCAACCAGUCUCUCAAUGUCGCUAUUAACAACGCCAACGCGAACAAGUCCACUCCUCUAUCCGCCUCCGCCAUGGCCAAGUCCUAUUUCCUUGCCGUCUCCGCCUCCUGCUCCGUCGCCUUGGGCCUGAAUGCCGUCGUCCCUCGUCUCAAGCGCGUUUCUCCCGGGACUCGAACCAUUCUUUCCCGACUGGUUCCAUUCGCCGCCGUCGCGACGGCUGGUGCUCUCAACGUUUUCCUCAUGCGCGGCGAGGAGAUCCGCCAGGGCAUUGAUGUGUAUCCUGUGCUCAGCGACGCUGACAAGGAGCGCAUCGAGAAGGAAGGUACCGAAGUCGCCAGCUUGGGCAAGAGCAAGAAGGCCGCCACGCUGGCCGUUGGCGAGACUGCCAUCAGCAGAGUGCUCAAUGCCACCCCGAUCAUGGUUCUCCCGCCCUUGAUUCUCGUUCGGUUGCAGAAGACUCAGUGGCUCAAGCACCGCCCCCGCAUGGUCAUCCCGAUUAACCUUGGUCUCAUCUUGACCACUUCCAUCUUUGCUCUUCCCCUUGCCCUUGCCGCUUUCCCUCAACGCCAGGCCGUCAGCGCUCAGAGUCUCGAGAAGGAAUUCUGGGAGAAGGGCGGAAAGGACGGCAAAGUCGAAUUCAAUAGAGGUAUCUAA
Xylona heveae TC161 is the source of this 1014-nucleotide messenger RNA. Its product is annotated as mitochondrial cation transporter. Bases 1 to 1014 code for a protein of 337 amino acids. The record is from RefSeq and is a predicted model, not a curated record. The transcript is spliced from 5 exons. Gene Ontology annotation, cellular component: mitochondrial inner membrane. Gene Ontology annotation, biological process: monoatomic ion transport; mitochondrial transmembrane transport. Lineage: Eukaryota; Fungi; Ascomycota; Xylonomycetes; Xylonales; Xylonaceae. Gene Ontology annotation, molecular function: monoatomic ion transmembrane transporter activity.